CCCGGCCGCCCGCCCCCGGCUCCGAGCGCUGCGCGGCGGCCAGGCAGCGCCCGUGCUAGUCCGCCCGGGCCACCAUGGCCGACGACUUCGGCUUCUUCUCGUCGUCGGAGAGCGGCGCCCCGGACGAGGACCCCGCCGCCGCCUUCCUGGCUCAGCAGGAGAGCGAGAUCGCCGGCAUCGAGAACGACGAGGGCUUCGGGGCGGCCGACGGGGGCCCGGGGCAGGCCCCGGACCUGGGGGCUGAUUUUGAGGACGUGGGGGCCACUGUGAACGGUGAGGUCUUCCAGGAAUCCAACGGCCCCACAGAUGGUUACGCAGCCAUCGCCCGGGCUGACAGGCUGACCCAGGAGCCCGAGAGCAUCCGCAAAUGGCGGGAGGAGCAAAAGAAACGGUUGCAGGAGCUGGAUGCUGCUUCGAAGGUGAUGGAGCAGGAAUGGCGUGAAAAGGCCAAGAAGGACCUGGAGGACUGGAAUGUGCGUCAGAGCGAGCAGAUGGAGAAGAACCGAGUUAACAACAGGAUUGCUGACAAAGCAUUUUACCAGCAGCCGGACGCCGAUGUGAUCGGCUACGUGGCCUCGGAGGAAGCCUUCCUGAAGGAGUCCAAGGAAGAAAACCCUGGCACGGAGUGGGAGAAGGUGGCCCAGCUGUGUGACUUCAACCCCAAAAGCAGCAAGCAAUGGAAGGACGUGUCGAGGAUGCGCUCGGUGCUCAUCUCCCUCAAGCAGACGCCCCUAUCCCGCUAGCCACCUGCCCAGCACGACUGAAGAGCGGCGGGGCAGGGGAGGCCAGCGGGCACGCUGGACAGGCACAGCAGGUUCAGUCGGACGCCAGCAAGGGGCACUGCUGCCCCUGCCUCCGCUCCCUUUGCUCCCUGGUGUGCGUGGCUGGUUUGGUUGGGUUGCUGGUUGUAACCGUCCCAAUUUUCCUUUGCUUAAAGGGUGCAUUGGUCUCUC
Molecule: messenger RNA, 953 nt
Organism: Gopherus flavomarginatus (Mexican gopher tortoise)
Lineage: Eukaryota; Metazoa; Chordata; Testudines; Testudinidae
Gene: CLTB
Product: clathrin light chain B
Exons: 6
Coding region: 75-743 (222 amino acids)
Biological process (GO): clathrin-dependent endocytosis; clathrin coat assembly; intracellular protein transport
Cellular component (GO): postsynaptic endocytic zone cytoplasmic component; clathrin coat of coated pit; plasma membrane
Molecular function (GO): structural molecule activity; clathrin heavy chain binding
Source: RefSeq, a predicted model, not a curated record